This is a messenger RNA of Staurois parvus, 358 nucleotides long. Lineage: Eukaryota; Metazoa; Chordata; Amphibia; Anura; Ranidae. The record is from the annotation of a GenBank genome assembly.
UAAAUUAAUUGGUUGACGUGAAAGUUAUAGCGUUUAAAAAUAUAUACUGUGAUUUUUUUUUUUAAUAUUUACUAGUAAUGGCGGCGAUCAGCGACUUAUAGCUGGACUGCGGCGGGCAUUCUGACACUGGGGGGGGGGAACUGACUUGGUGUCAUUGUCAUCCCCAGUGACACCAAUACACUGAUCAUUGCUAAUAAAAAGCACUGACACUGUACUAAUGGCACUGGGCAGGAAGGGGUUAACAUGUGGGGCGAUCAAAGGGUUAACUGUGUGCUGCGUUUGCACUUUACACUGGAGACAUGCUGCUUUGUAUUGGUCUGCUAUGCAGAGCUAUACAAAGCAGCAUGCUGGUGUUGAC